UGGCGGACACGCUCCUCGCCGAGGACUUCAAAGACAAACUUGGCGACGAGCCCUACCACCUCUUCGUCGACGUCGGCCACCCCUACUUCGUCCGGCUCAAGAACCUGCAGGAGACCAUGGCGCCAAGCGGGGCGAGAGAGGCGGCGCACGGCCUGGUGCGCUCGUCCCUCUCCAAGGCGUUCGACCGCCUCUACACCAAGCUUCACUAGCGGCGGAGCCUCGGCGGCCUGCUGCGCGCCGCCGCCGUGCUGCUGACCUUCGCAGUCAUCGGACUCUUCCAGGAGAGCCACCGGAACACGUACAACCACGACGACGUCGUCGUCACCUACGUCCUGCUGUGCUGCACCGCCUCCCUGGAGUUCAUCUCGGCCUGCUUCGUUCUCGGUUUCGGCCUGCCGUCGCUCGACGACCAGAUCUCCCAGUACAACCUCAUCGGGUACCUAGCCCGCAACAAGAACUACCGGAGCUUCUGGAGCCUGGCGUCCCGGCUGGGGUGCAAGGACCAGCUCGACCGGCUCUGGUGCACGGAGGCCCCCGAGCCUUCCGCCAGCAUCACCAAGCUCGUCUACGACCAUGUCGCCCGCGGGUGGAAGGAGUACAUGAACGAGGCCAUGCCCGAGAUCGAGUGGGAGUGGGAGUGGCGGGACAUCACCACCGGCGACGGCGAGUGGGAUUACGAUAUUGUGGCGGUGAUUACGGUGGGAGCCUACCACCGGUUCAACGACAGCCGCGGCCAGCGGACGCUCGAGAGGGAGAAGUGCCAAGAGAUGUCUGAGAUGGAGGCGGUCAAAUCGAGCCUGCGCCAGCCGUUGGACGAGAGCGUCCUCCUCUGGCACCUCGCCACGGAGUUCUGCUACUUCGAGCACGUGGGCACCGGCAGCGACGCCACCCGCCACAGCAGGGUGAUGUCCAACUACAUGUUGUACCUGCUGUUCGUCAACCCGGAGAUGCUGGUGCCCGGCGCCAGGGGCAGCCACUUCACGGCGGCGUACAAUGAGCUCGAGCCGUCAGGGUACGUGGUUGAGCUGGAGCCAGCGGAGACGAUGAUUGAAUCGCCACCGAAAAUCAAGGACGAGAUGGCGCGGUAGAUCAUCCAGAAGGUGAAGAGCACCAUCGGCUCUGAUGAUCUUGUUCACAGAGCCUGGGAGCUCGCCCAUGAGCUCAUGGAACUGGCCAGGAAGGUGGCAGCGCAGCAGAAGGAAACCAAGGAGGAGGAGGAGGAGGAUAAAGAGGAGCCGACGCUCACAGAGGAGCCGAAAAGAGAAAAGGAGGAGGAGCCGAAUCUCACAGAGGAGCAGAAAAGAGAAAAGGAGGAGGUGGAGAGGAAGACGGAGAAGGUGAAGGAGAAGCAGCUCAUGAUCAGAGCCAAGAAGGCCGGGGAUGACAAGAUGUGGGCAGUGAUCCAGGGCGUUUGGGUGGAGAUGCUCUGCUUCUCCGCGGGCAGAUGCCGAGGGUACCUGCACGCCAAGAGCCUAGGCAAGGGAGGUGAGUACCUUUCCUACGUCUGGCUCCUGUCCUACAUGGGGAUGGAGACCAUGCCGGAGAAAAUGCAGAGGCCAGGGCUGCCCGUGGAAGGGGACGUGGGAGGUCUAGUAAAGCCUAUAUCGGAGGAGAUAGCAGUCAAACCAGCAAAGGAAACAAAGAAAGGAGGAGUACCAGCGAAGAAGGGACAGGGAGGGGACACGAAAGACAUGAAGCCAGCACCGACGGGGACGACGGAGCAGGGAGGGGACACGACAAAACUAGCACAAGCAGCUGCCCCGCUGGUUGCCACAACGGCAUCGACGUCGGCUACGGACAUGAAAAAAGCAGAACAAGGAGACCUUCAAGAGCUCACUGGGAUGGAAAAUGAGCCGGAGGGGGACAGGAAACAAGCACAGGCAACCGCGGCCACAAAGGCAGCGACAUUGGCGGCAGCGGUGGCGCCCAUCAUCGGUGAUGAUAAUGUUUGACGGACAAUGAAGAUUGCAUUGUGUUUCCUGUUGCUGAUUGCCAUUUAAUUAAUCACUACUCCACAGCUUUUGUUUUCUUAUUUUUUUUAUUCACAUGUGUGGUAAGUGGCAGUCGUGUUGCUAAUAUUGUUGCCGCUAAGAUUAAUCUUGCUUUGUAAAUCAAAUAAUAAAGCUAUUCAAGAUCUGUUG
Molecule: messenger RNA, 2141 nt
Organism: Panicum virgatum (switchgrass)
Lineage: Eukaryota; Viridiplantae; Streptophyta; Magnoliopsida; Poales; Poaceae
Exons: 1
Coding region: 600-1088 (162 amino acids)
Source: RefSeq, a predicted model, not a curated record